Molecule: messenger RNA, 2075 nt
Organism: Pleuronectes platessa (European plaice)
Lineage: Eukaryota; Metazoa; Chordata; Actinopteri; Pleuronectiformes; Pleuronectidae
Gene: gabrb1
Product: gamma-aminobutyric acid type A receptor subunit beta1
Exons: 8
Coding region: 16-1512 (498 amino acids)
Biological process (GO): signal transduction; chemical synaptic transmission; nervous system process
Cellular component (GO): synapse; neuron projection; membrane
Molecular function (GO): GABA-A receptor activity; neurotransmitter receptor activity; extracellular ligand-gated monoatomic ion channel activity
Source: RefSeq, a predicted model, not a curated record
AAUGAACCCAGCAACAUGUCCUUUGUGAAGGCCACCGUGGACAAGCUGCUGAAGGGCUAUGACAUCCGACUGCGGCCUGACUUUGGAGGCGCCCCCGUGGAUGUGGGCAUGAGCAUAGACAUCGCCAGCAUUGAUAUGGUGUCUGAAGUCAACAUGGACUAUACCAUCACCAUGUACUUCCAGCAGUCCUGGAGAGACAAGCGUCUGUCCUACACAGGCAUCCCUCUUAACCUCACCCUGGACAACCGAGUGGCAGACCAGCUGUGGGUCCCUGACACCUACUUCAUUAAUGACAAGAAGUCCUUUGUCCAUGGGGUGACAGUGAAGAACCGAAUGAUCCGACUGCACCCGGAUGGAACUGUGCUCUACGGUCUCAGAAUCACCACGACAGCUGCCUGCAUGAUGGACCUGCGCAGAUACCCACUGGAUGAGCAGAACUGCACUUUGGAGAUAGAGAGCUACGGAUACACCACUGACGACAUCGAGUUCUACUGGCAGGGCGGAACCACCGCAGGCUCUGUGACUGGGGUGGAGAACAUUGAACUACCCCAGUUCUCCAUCAUAGACUACCAGACCCUCUCCAAGAAGGCUGUGUUUGCCACAGGCUCCUAUCCACGUCUGUCCCUGAGUUUUAAGCUGAAGAGGAACAUUGGCUAUUUCAUCCUCCAAACCUACAUGCCUUCCACCCUGAUCACCAUCCUGUCCUGGGUCUCCUUCUGGAUCAAUUAUGAUGCCUCGGCUGCCAGAGUGGCCCUGGGUAUAACCACGGUGCUGACCAUGACCACUAUCAAUACCCAUCUAAGGGAGACGCUGCCGAAGAUCCCUUAUGUCAAGGCCAUUGACAUUUUUCUCAUGGGCUGCUUUGUCUUUGUCUUUCUGGCAUUGCUGGAGUAUGCCUUUGUCAACUACAUCUUCUUUGGCCGUGGUCCUCACUUGCAGAAGAAGGUAGCAGAAAAGGCUGCCAAAACCAACAAUGAGAAUAGGAGCAGAAUGGAGAGCAACAAAGUGCAGGUGGGGAGAAUAUAUUGUGCAGUUAUCAUUCCAAGACAUGAUAGAAUUCACCUAAAUAAAAUGCUGCAUGUAAUUAGGGAGACGGCUUUUUUGUGUGUGUGUGUGUAUUUGGAUAUUGUUUACAAAACUAAUUUAGUAAAGUAUGGCAACUUCCCUCAGGUUGAUGCUCAUGGCAACAUCCUCCUGACCAACCUAACCAGUGAGAUGAGUGGAGCAGAUAUGAUGGGAGCUUUCCACGACCCUCGGGCUACCAUGUUCUCUUACGACAGUGCCAGCAUACAGUACCGUAAGCCCAUGACCAGCCGAGACCUGUACGGACGACCGGCCAUUGAUCGGCCAAUAGGCCAUAAGAAGGGCCGCUUGAGGAGAAGGGCCUCACAGCUCAAAGUCAAGAUCCCUGACCUAACGGAUGUCAAUGCCAUAGACAAGUGGUCCCGUGUUGUCUUCCCAAUCGCAUUCACCUUCUUCAACCUGGUCUACUGGCUUUACUAUGUCCAGUAGGGGGGCAGUAGUGAGCCUGUGUGGCAACACCACUACUAGUGAAUUGUUAGAAAAGCUACCUAGGUCUUGUACAGCAAUGAAAAUAAUCCAUUUAUAUAAAUACUGUUUUGGAAAGAGUAGUACUGGGUGACUUUACAAUGUAAAUACAAUUUAAAACAGAGGUAUAAUAUAAAACAGAGAUAUAAUUUAUAAAAAACUACUAUCACUUUUAUUGUAGUCAUCCAAACAAAAUAGAUAGAUAUAAAUAUUACACACUAGAGGUAUGGUAUUUCUAAGUCCAAAGUUGCCAAAAGACAUUGGUGACCCCAACAUUAUGGGUAAUGGUCUUUCAAUUGUUCUCUUUUUCUUACCUUCUUUUAUCUCACAUUUUGCAUGUGAAUGCAACACAACAUUUAAUUUGCUUAAAGGUGAAAAAAAAUAAAAAUAACAAGAUAAAGAAGCCCGGUGCAAAAACAGUGGGUAACUUAAGAAGUGUUCACUUGAUUUUGUGAUUGAACCUCAGCCAGCUAUUAAAUAGAAGAUGUUUUGGUGAAUGCCAUCAUAAUAAGGUAAUCUUCAUUCGG